This is a messenger RNA of Myripristis murdjan (pinecone soldierfish), 1342 nucleotides long. Its product is annotated as protein phosphatase 1 regulatory subunit 12B-like. Gene Ontology annotation, molecular function: phosphatase regulator activity; protein kinase binding; enzyme inhibitor activity. The coding region runs from base 277 to 828 and encodes 183 amino acids. NCBI's taxonomy places the organism in Eukaryota, Metazoa, Chordata, Actinopteri, Holocentriformes, Holocentridae. The record is from RefSeq and is a predicted model, not a curated record. Gene Ontology annotation, cellular component: cytoplasm. The transcript has 7 exons.
CUACUCCCUAGUCCCGCCACUUCCUCCACAACUCUCACACUUGUGCUAUUCUUCCACUCUCAUCAGAUAUGCAAUAUCUCGCCAUCGUAUGAGGAUCACACUUCAGUGGCUCACCCUCAACUAUGGGCACAUCUGAAGCCUGUUUUGUCGGAUGGUAAAUAAAUCUCUCAACAUCUUUGCAGAUUUCUACACGGAGGGAUUGUCAGCUACACUGACACAUUCUGAAGAUACUUUGGACCACAUCACGUCUCCGCUGAGUGACCAGCAGCUUCAGCGAUGUCAUCUCUACUUUCUCACAACAAGGAUCAGCUGCGCACUAGAAAGUCCCUCUCUGACUCCACUCCAACUUCACCCAGUGCCACCACCAAGAGCCUCAGGCAUGACAGGCUGUCUAGGCUGAACUCGUCUGGAUCUUCUGACAUUUCCAAAGACAGAACAGUGGGCCACACAGAGUCGUACAUCUCGAGGAGGGAGAACAGACUGUCGGCACGGAAAAAGGCGGAGGAGGACUCGGCAUGCAAUGACUACAAGAAGAUGUAUGAAGAGGCGCUGACCACCAAUGAAAGGCUCAGGUCCAGACUGGAGACCAGUAAACAGGAGCUGGCGGUGGUUCAGGUGCAGCUGGAGAGAGCACAGCGUAAAGGAAGAACAGCUGAUUGUAGCUCCAACAUGCUGGAGACUGAGAAAAAGGAAAGACGGGGUCUAGAGAAGAGGAUAUCAGAUAUGGAAGAGGAAUUAAAGGUGAAGGCAGAGCUCAAGAUGGAGAACCAGAGACUGAAGGACGAGAAUGGAGCUUUAAUCCGGGUCAUCAGCAAACUGUCCAAGUGAGACAGGAAGCAGGAGGAGCAAGAUGGGAGGACAAGGGAAAACAGAAGGCAUAUUUAGACCUUUUUAUUCAAGAGUCAAGAUUCAGCAUGUUUUAUCGUCACUCCAGUUAGACAAGUACGGUUGUGUGAAAUCCUGUGGCUGGGAGGCUCCAUUACAAAAGACAAGGGGAAAUAAGAACAAAAAUGUAAAUAAAAAGACAUGUAUGAAAAUAUAUUACCUUCAAUGCAACAAAAUAUACACAGAACGGCAAAAAUAUAUACAUUCAAUAUAUGCAUUCAAGACAAAGUGUUGCACAAUGGUGUGAUGAAUGCAUAUAUUGAAUGUAUAUAUUUUUGUCUUAUUUUGUCGUCAUAAUUGAUCAGUCAUCAAAAGUGUAAAUCCACUCAUGAGAAAGAAUGUACAUACACAGUUGUUUCUGUAACAUCGGACAGUUCAGUCUGUAAUGUAGCAAAUAAUUUUUUUCAUAAAGCUAAAAAUGGCCAAACUGGUGCUGCAGCUGUUGUUGAUGGUGAUA